Hyla sarda is the source of this 1538-nucleotide messenger RNA. RefSeq names its product glycoprotein hormones, alpha polypeptide (gene CGA). The record is from RefSeq and is a predicted model, not a curated record. Bases 85 to 450 code for a protein of 121 amino acids. Gene Ontology annotation, cellular component: extracellular region; follicle-stimulating hormone complex. The transcript has 4 exons. Lineage: Eukaryota; Metazoa; Chordata; Amphibia; Anura; Hylidae. Gene Ontology annotation, molecular function: follicle-stimulating hormone activity. Gene Ontology annotation, biological process: positive regulation of steroid biosynthetic process; thyroid hormone generation.
CUACAAGAGAAGUUCAUUCUGACAGUGAAAGAAAAUUUGACUACAGGCUCACAGUAUCUCUACCCCAGAGGAUACAGGAACACUAUGGUUUGUUAUGGAAAGUACAUAGCAGUUGCCCUGGUGUUUUUCUCGGUCUGCAUGCAUGUCAUUCAUUCCUUUCCGGACGAGAAUCCACUGGCUCCAGGCUGUCCAGAAUGCAGAUUGAGGGAAAACAUACAUUUUUCAAAGGUGGGAAAAGGUCCAAUAUUUCAGUGCAGUGGGUGCUGCUUCUCCAGGGCUUACCCUACCCCGAUGAGAUCAAAGAAGACAAUGCUGGUGCCAAAGAACAUCACAUCUGAAGCUAAAUGUUGUGUGGCAAAAACACAAGUCAGGGUUACAAUAAUGGAUAAUGUGAGGAUUGAGAAUCACACUGCUUGUCACUGCAGUACAUGUCUUUACCAUAAAUCUUGAAUAUUACAUCCUAUGUGAAAAAACUCGCUUUGAAGGGGUUAUUCAGGAUUAGAGAAACAGAGCCGUUUUCAUCCCAACGCAGCGCUGCACCUGUCCUCAGGUUGUGUGUGGUAUUGCAGCUCAGUUCCAUCAAAGCAAAUGGAGCCAAGUUGUAAUACCACACACAACCUGUGGACAGGGGUGGUGCUGGUUUUGACUUAGCUCUGUCUUUUAUUCCUGCAUAACCCCUUUUAAAUUUUUUUCUAUAAUAUAAAAAAAAUAUGUUCCCAGCCUAACAUGUCUAAACGUCAGUGCAUUUGUUCUUCACUAUAAUUACUGUCAGUACAUUGAAAUAAAAUUGAAAAUUCCUUUCUGCAUACAACGAAAAAGAAUUGAUAUUUUUUUUAGGUUUCUUUCCUUUUUGGGAAUGUGGCAAUGUAAUCAUAUGAUGUGACUUUUGUAAAUAGUCACAUAACUUGUCAAUGUCUGCAACUGCAAAUUGUAAAAUGUGAGAGAAAAACAGGAUGAUUCAUAUUGUCAAGGAGGAUGCGCAGCAUGUAUCAACACGUUUUCUACUAUUUACCAUUUAGAGAGUACACUCCAGUAUUGUACAUUUCUGGUAUAGCCAGGAUCACAUUUUAAAUCCCAGUAACUCAAUGAGUAGUGUUACUAUGCUUUAUUAUUGCAAUAUCUAUUAGCAUCAUUUGUAUUUUUCUAGUAUAGUAAGUCCAAUGUCUCAUUCUUGGAUCCGGUGUCUCAUUAUAUCUUGCAAUCAACUUGUAAGUAGUAAUAAAAACAUCCCCAGCACCAAGAAAAGAGACAGGUUACUGUUUGUAAGAAAUAGUUAUUAAAUCUGCAACUUUACAAACAGACACGCUGAAUUUUAUCAUGCACACACUGAUGUUUAUGUUAAGUUUUAGCCAAAAGAUACUAAUACCAUAUCUACUCGUAUUUGUCUCUACUUAUGAUUUAUAUGUAAUUUUGGGUGACAGUGUCCCGUAAGGGUAUCUCCAUAGAUUUGACAAAACUAGGCUUACCCAGUGGAAAUAGUCAACUUUAAGCAUGCUUUGCAGUCUUCUGAUGUGUGUAUCAUUAAACACCCUCUGUGU